This is a messenger RNA of Monopterus albus (swamp eel), 3535 nucleotides long. RefSeq names its product angiopoietin-like 1b (gene angptl1b). Lineage: Eukaryota; Metazoa; Chordata; Actinopteri; Synbranchiformes; Synbranchidae. Gene Ontology annotation, cellular component: fibrinogen complex. Gene Ontology annotation, biological process: blood coagulation; blood coagulation, common pathway; positive regulation of heterotypic cell-cell adhesion. Gene Ontology annotation, molecular function: extracellular matrix structural constituent; protein-macromolecule adaptor activity. The record is from RefSeq and is a predicted model, not a curated record.
UUCUUCCUAAACCUUACAUGACACCAGGAGGAGAAGGCAGGGCCAGUCCUUCCCUCGGUUCAAAAUACAGAGAAAAUCAUAUCGUAAGCCUCCCUCUUUCUGGGUAUGGACCACCCUCCUCUGUUCUCUCCUUGUGCCAUAGCUGUGUGCAGGCCCCCAUUCUCGAUGAGAGCAGAGACAGAGGGGGACUGUGAGGAGAGGAGAAUGGAGACCAAAAACCUGCACAGGAAACACAACUGAGACGCCAAGCUGGGUCUUACCUACACAUCCUGGACCACUAACUGAAGUCGCUGACACAGAUCUCUAGCUGGUGAUAAAGAGAGAAGGAACCAUGGGACCUGGAAUAUGGAGCCUAUUUGCUCUGUUUGGUUUGUCCCUCUGGAGCAACAGCCAUGCCCUGACCAAGAGCCCCAUCUUCUCCCGGAUACGAAGGGCUCCAGAGGCCAGUGAAGAAAACAAGAAGUGCUCUUACACUUUUCUGGUCCCUGAACAGAAGAUUACAGGCCCCAUCUGUGCUGCCCGGGGAUAUUCAACUGACAAGGACAGAGUAACACGCCUGGAUGUGUCUGUGGUGCGUGACCUUCUGUCUAAACAGCGUCGAGAGAUGGAGACUUUAAAGCUGGUGGUGGAUGUGGAUGGAAAUUUGGUGAAUGAGAUGAAGCUGUUGAGGAAAGAGAGCAGGAACAUGAACUCUAGGGUCACCCAGCUCUACAUGCAGCUUCUACAUGAGAUCAUCAGGAAAAGGGACAAUUCACUGGAGCUGGCACAGCUGGAGACACGCAUCCUUAAUGCCACCACUGAGUCAUUGCGCCUGGCUUCCAGGUACAGGGAACUGGAGGCCAAAUAUUCAGCCCUCUUGCUGAUUGGAGCACUGGAAGAGCUUUGCAUGCAGGUUUACAGCCGCAGGUAUGAGCAGCCACCCCUAGGACCUCCACUGGUGCAGGUGGUGCCUGAGAACAUUCCUGUCAAUGUACCACGUUUCACCAAUGAGAUCCAGAGAGUUAAUGCCCGAGGAUUUGUUCGAGAUAGGGGCUCUCACUCUGGGCCAUCACCCACAAGUAGUACCCUAGAAGUCAAGAAGCCACCUCAGAGAAACUUCAGUGGUGAAGGCGCAUUCAGAGACUGUCUGGAGGCACAGGAGGCCGGCCACAGCACCAGCGGCAUGUACCUCCUCCAACCACACGAAGCAGAGAGGCAAGUGCAGGUCUGGUGUGAACAAGAUAUAGACAACGGAGGUUGGACUGUUAUCCAGAGCAGGAGAGACGGGUCUGUUAACUUCUUCAGGAACUGGGAUAACUACAAGAGCGGCUUUGGCAACAUAGAUGGAGAAUACUGGCUCGGCCUAGAAGGCAUUUACAACUUAGGGAGGCAGGGGGACUACAAGCUGCUGGUGGAGCUGGAGGACUGGAUGGGAAAGAAGGUCUACGCCCAGUACAACAGCUUUCACCUGGAGCCAGAGAGCGAGGGCUACCGCCUGCGCCUGGGGACCUACCAGGGCAACGCUGGGGAUUCGUUAGCCAGUCACAAUGGCAAACAGUUCACCACUCUUGAUCGAGACAAAGAUGCCUUCUCAGGUAACUGCGCACAUUUCCAUAAAGGAGGCUGGUGGUACAGUGCUUGUGGCCAAACCAAUCUUAAUGGUGUCUGGUACACCGGAGGUGUCUACCGUAGCAAGUUCCAAGAUGGGAUCUUCUGGGCCGACUAUGGCGGAGGCUUCUACUCCAUGAAAGCUGUCCGUAUGAUGAUCAGACCCAUCGACUGAGGAGAUACUGUAAGCCAGGCUGGCCUAUGGGCAGUUAUGGAGACCACGAUAAGCUUUAACCUCAUUCUAAAUCAUAACUAUAUAUAUGCCAUCAACAAGUGGUUGAUCCUAGAUAAAGUGAACAGCCCCAGUGGAGAUUACCAGCCAUUUGAACUGCAUCCUGUAAUAGACUCUGUCUGAACGUUGCUCUUUUAAUAUCAUAACAGAUGCACACAUAGAGGGAUUUAGGGUGUGUGACUGUUUAUAGUAAGCCAUACAGUUCCUUUAGCUGCCAAAUGGAUAUGACGGUGAAGGGAAAUUUGAGAAUAAUUUCAGUUAAAUAAUGCCAGCUGUCCAUCUGAUUUGAGAAGGUGCCACAUUCUUGCAGAACGUUACUGGUAUUCUGGUUAUUCAUAAGCUUUAGCAUCACAGGAUCUCGAUGCAGCUCUUCCUACCUCACCAAGAUAUACAGUAUGUUGGGAAAACCCUCAUUUGUGGUAUUUACCAUCUGUUAUAGUUGCUGGGAGCUGGAAAAUACAUUUUGUUAUUAAAUAUAAAUUUACAUAACUCUGUAUCAGCUUCCACAUUUAAAAAGACCAAAGAUCAAAAGAUUUGGAAAAACAUGUGUUAUGUAGAUUUCAUAAAACACAGCCCAUACUAAUUUUAUUUUUUCUCCCUAAACUUAAAAUGGUCUUUAUGCUGUAUGUUAAACUACUUUGUCCAAGUGUAGACGACCAGAAAAUACAAUUUAUGUGUAUAAUUAACUUAUCAUAACAGUGAAAAGGCCAGGUGUCCUGAGGGAACAGUAAACAAUCCCUCAGAAAACAGAACUCAUUUCUUCGACUGUGUACAUGACAAUCAUUCUCACAGUGUGUUUGCACGUACGGAAAUUGCUGUUAUAGUUUUCCUCUUUGACUGUUGAUUAAAUUUCAGUAUCACUCUGGGAAAAACAAGUGUUGUUGAGAGAAAAGAAAAAUGAUGGAAAUACAUUUUGUCUUAAGAGGUUUUCGAGCAUGUAAAAUAUGCUGGCCAAGUGUGAUGAGAGUCAUAGGCACUAGGGCCGACAACGAGAAACACAUUGCUCAAAGCCAGAAAGGAUUUAAAAAAAGGAGUGGAGAGGGGCUGAACUAGGAUGUAAUCGAUCCAAAUUUCCAAGUUAUUUUCCCCUCUCUUCAUUUUCUAUACAAAGAACUUUACAUUCUUUCCACACAAAAGUACUUGAAAUGUUUUUUUUUGGUAAAAAACAAAAAGUAUCUCAGUUGACAACGUUAUGAGACCCUGCACUCUGUAAUCAUCAGUAUGGAAAGAAAGGGGCAUCCUUUCAGGGGAACCAUUCUAGAGGGAAGAGGAGCCAGGGCGAUUUCAGCUGAUGGGUUUGUUUUGAACAACCGUGCUCUAUCCACAGCACACAUGGAAGAAAAACAGCCUGUGGUUUCUGAACUGAAAAUGGACCCUGAUAUUGUGCUGGUUGUUUUCUUUAUUGACCACAGUGCCCUUCACACCCAUCUCUGUAACAAAUGUUUUUAAGUUUGUUAGAGAAAAACAAAGUAGGGAGAUCAAUCAAACCUAGCUGAGCAUAGAUACAUGUUUAAGGUAUUAUAAUGUCAAAAUUAAACAGCUAUAAAACUUGAAACUGAUGGGUCACAAUACUAGGCAGAGCAGUAUUACACAAAUGGUGAACAUAUACGGUCACUCACAUUCUUGUUCACUGGGAUUUAAAACAGCUUGUUUCAUGUGCUGUGCUGAUAUAUGUUGUUGACUGACCCAUAAUUCUUUAGCUUGCUGACAAGCAUG